Messenger RNA from Epinephelus fuscoguttatus (brown-marbled grouper), 792 nucleotides. It is a transcript of the gene pmvk, whose product is annotated as phosphomevalonate kinase. Gene Ontology annotation, molecular function: phosphomevalonate kinase activity. Gene Ontology annotation, cellular component: cytoplasm. The record is from RefSeq and is a predicted model, not a curated record. Gene Ontology annotation, biological process: isopentenyl diphosphate biosynthetic process, mevalonate pathway; cholesterol biosynthetic process. NCBI's taxonomy places the organism in Eukaryota, Metazoa, Chordata, Actinopteri, Perciformes, Serranidae. The transcript has 5 exons. Bases 85 to 717 code for a protein of 210 amino acids.
CCGACAGUCUGAACACGGAGAUGAUGAUAAGAGGCAGCAGCGGAUCGAUCAGCAACAGAUAUCGAUAGGUGUUAUUGAUGACAGAUGGAGGAUCGAGUCUGUGAACCCAAACUAGUUCUGGUCUUCAGCGGGAAGCGGAAGUCCGGAAAGGAUUAUGUGACGGACCUGAUCCACAACCGUUUAGGACCUGAUGUUUGCUGCAUCCUGCGUCUGUCUGGACCUCUCAAACAGCAGUACGCUCAGGAGCACGGCCUGGACCUGGACCAGCUGCUGGGUCCUGGUCUUUAUAAGGAGCAGUAUCGGGCUGAUAUGAUUCGUUGGGGAGAAGCUCGGCGACGCGAGGACCCCGGAUUCUUCUGUCGCCUAGCAACCAGAGGAGCACAACAACCUGUCUGGGUGGUGAGUGAUGCUCUCUGCUCUCUGAUUGGUCAGGUGGUGAGUGAUGCGCGGCGGCUGUCAGACCUGCAGUGGUUCUGGUCGGAGUUUCCUCGACAGACUCAAAGUGUCAGAGUUCAAUGUUCAGAGAAAACACGCCAACAGAGGGGGUGGAGCUUCUCCCCAGGUGUGGAUGAUGCAGAGUCAGAGUGCGGGUUGGACAGUGGGGUUAAAUUUGAUUGGGUGAUCACUAAUGACGCAGACGCCCCCUCGUUAGAAGAGCAGCUGCAGCCAAUCCUGAAGCUAGCCAAGGAAGUAUCCUCAUCAUCUUCAUCGCACUGAGCAAAAGUUUUAUUGAUAACUGAUGAAUGUCACUGUUUUCUCCUUGAUGAUCAAUAAAGUUUUUCUAAGUCUGCA